This is a messenger RNA of Pogoniulus pusillus (Red-fronted tinkerbird), 5688 nucleotides long. It is a transcript of the gene TMEM132C, whose product is annotated as transmembrane protein 132C. The coding region runs from base 457 to 3768 and encodes 1103 amino acids. NCBI's taxonomy places the organism in Eukaryota, Metazoa, Chordata, Aves, Piciformes, Lybiidae. The record is from RefSeq and is a predicted model, not a curated record. The transcript has 9 exons.
AAAGGCUGGCGGAGCGGCGCCGGCUGGAGGCGCGGCGGAGGGCGCUCGGGCUAGCGGGGCGGCAAGGCAGCCAGCCAGCGGCUCGGGGUGUACGACCCGGCCACGCCGGCUUCUCCUGGACCCUUCCCCGCCCUUUGCUCGCUCGCUUUGAAAAGUUUUGCCCGCGGAGCGCGGCGGUGCCAGGGGUGUCCAUCAGUUUCCCAGCCCGCUAUGGGCGCUGCACCCCCAGCCCGCCCCCGCCGGCGCUAAGGAAAGGAGCCGAGGAGAGCGGGAAGGUGCAGCGAUAAGGAGCGGAGCCGGCAUGGGCGGGAGUCCAGCGCGGGGCUGAGCUCCGGAGCGAGGUGUGCGUGCGGAGCUCGGCGAUGGCGCGGCCGCAGCGGGCGGCGGGAGAGGAGAGCUAGCGGCGUCGGCGGAGCUCCCCGAGCCGCACCCGGGACGUGUCCCCGUGUCCUCGGCAUGGCCGGGGCUGCCCGGGGCGGCGGGCCCCGCUGCCCGGCUGUCAGCCUGCUCCUCGGAGUCCUACUCUGUGGCGUGACAGACUGCCGAGGGGUCUCGGACAAUAAUCAGAGAUUUUCUUCAUUACCAACAUACCUACCUGUCAGCUAUCGGAUCUUCAGUGCUGAGACCACUUUCUUUCUCAAGGAAGCCAACCAGGACUUUAUGAGAAAUUCCAGUUUGCAGUCCAGAGUGGAGUCAUUCUUCCCAUAUAAAGCCAAGAGACCACCUAUAUUAAAUGCCAGCUAUGGACCUUUUUCUGUGGAACAAGUCGUGCCCCAGGACCUAAUGUUAACUUCCAACUUUUUUGGAUCUGCAAACAAAUUUACUUAUAACUGGAAACUUCAGGCCUACAUAAUGAGCAACAAGAUUUACCUGAGCAAGCCCAAAGUCCAGGUCCUGUUCUACAUCGUGGGCCGGGACUGGGAUGACUACAGCACCACGGAACGGCUGCCCUGCCUGCGGGUGUUUGCCUUCCGAGAGACGCGGGAAGUCAGAGGCAGCUGCAGGCUGAAAGGGGACCUGGGGCUGUGUGUGGCAGAGCUGGAGCUCCUGCCAAGCUGGUUUAACCCCCCUACGGUUGUCACGGGCCGCAAGAAAUCACCGGAGCAGUUUGAAGGGAGCCCUGUGGAGCUUUACUAUACUAUUCAACCGGGAGAUGAGAAGGGAGAGUGUACUGCAGAGGAUAUAAGGAAGGGAAAUGCUAUCCGGCCAGGAAAAGAUGGGGUGGAUGAAACCAUGUCUCACUUGCAGAGGAUUGGAUCUGUCAGCCUCUAUCGAGGCCAGGAGACCUCUCGGCUAACGGAGCUGCGGCUGGAUAACAGCAUUGUUGUCUGGCUGCCCUCGAAGCCUGUCAAGCAAGGAGAGAUUGUGAACGUUUAUGUGACGAUUGCCAACAACUCCACAGUGGAUCAGUUCAUCCUCAGGGCAAAGGUGAAGAAAGGUGUGAACAUUCUCAGUGCAAAGACAAGUGACCCCCGGCAGUGGGACGUGAAACAAGAGGUGGGGAAUGGUGGAAAGCACUCAACCACAACAGUUAUUUGUCAGAGGAUAGCGCCAAGUUCAAGGAACAGAAGUAACAGUUUGUUCCAUGAGGUCGUGCAGCUGAACUUUGAAAUAGCCAGUUUCAGCAGCCUUUCUGGAACGCAGCCCAUCACCUGGCAGGUGGAAUACCCUCGGAAGGGAACGACAGACAUAACCUUGUCUGAAAUCUUCAUCUGCCAGAAGGAUCUUGUUGGAAUUGUUCCACUGGCAAUGGACACAGAAAUUCUCAACACCGCAAUUCUCACGGGAAAAACAGUGGCAGUGCCCAUCAAAGUGGUCUCCAUCGAGGAGAACAGCGCUGUGACAGACAUCUCUGAGUCAGUGGAGUGCAAAUCCUCUGAUGAAGACGUCAUUAAAGUUUCUGACAGAUGUGACUAUGUUUUUGUCAAUGGCAAAGAAAUGAAAGGCAAGGUGAAUGCACUCGUGAACUUCACCUAUCAGUAUCUGAGUGCUCCUCUGCAAAUCACAGUCUGGGUCCCACGCCUGCCUCUUCAGAUUGACAUUUCGGACACAGAACUGAGCCAAAUAAAAGGCUGGCGAGUGCCAGUUGUUUCCAACAAAAGACCUACCCGAGACAGUGAUGAUGAGGAUGAAGAUGAGCGCAAAGGGAGAGGAUGCACUCUGCAGUACCAGCACGCCAUGGUGCGAGUCCUCACACAGUUUGUAGCUGAGGAUUCCAGCCCAUGGGGUCAGCUGAGCUACCUGCUGGGCUCAGAUUGGCAGUUUGACAUUACAGACCUGGUGAUGGAUUUUAUGAAACUGGAGGAUCCUCACAUUGCCAAACUGCAGGAAGGAAGGAUUUUGAUUGGACGGGAAGUAGGAAUGACAACAAUGCAGGUUUUGUCUCCUUUGUCUGACUCCAUCUUGGCAGAGAAGACAGUGACUGUGCUAGAUGACAAAGUGACCAUAACAGACCUAGGAGUGCAGCUGGUGGCUGGACUUUCACUCUUUCUUCAGCCAAGCGCAGCAAGUAGUCGGGCUAUUGUGGCUACAACUGUUGCCCAAGAGCUGCUUCAUACUCCUAAGCAGGAAGCUGUAGUAAGCACCUGGAUUCAGUUCAGUGACAGCUCUGUUACUCCACUGGACAUUUAUGACUCUAAGGACUUCUCCCUUUCUGCUGUAUCACUAGAUGAAGCUGUUGUCUCGAUCCACCAGAACGCUGCCUUAAAAUGGCCAAUUGUGGUAGCCGAAGGUGAAGGUCAGGGUGCGCUAAUCAAGGUGGACAUGAUGAUUUCUGAAGCCUGCCAGAAGUCCAAGAGGAAAAGCGUCCUUGCUGUGGGGAAUGGCAACAUCAAAGUCAAGUUUGGCCAGAAUGAUGCAGACUCUGAUACAGGUGGAGACUAUGAUGCUGAUGAGAUUGAAAACCAUGCUAGUGACCGUCGGCACAAAGUGUCAGAUCAGGAGCGCUAUGGCCCGGACGGACGAUAUUAUGGGGGCUCGUCGGCAGAGCGAGAGGAGGGAGCCAUCAGGAAAGUCAGCACCACAGCAAAAUCUGUCAUAAAAAAUAAGGUCAUUAAAAACAAUAGACUGGAUGGUGGCAAACUCUCAGAUGAUAGCCAGCUGCAGAACAUUCCUAUAGACUUCACUAACUUCCCUGCUCAAGUAGACCUACCCAAAGGCAAUGCGGGCAUGGAGGAAAAUGACCUGGUGCAGACACCUAGGGGCCUUAGUGAUUUGGAGAUCGGGAUGUAUGCUCUGCUAGGGGUCUUCUGCCUGGCAAUUCUAGUCUUCCUGAUAAACUGUGCAACGUUUGCACUGAAGUACCGUCACAAGCAGGUUCUGGUGGAAGGACAGACCACCAUGACCCAUUCCCAUGACUGGGUCUGGCUGGGAAAUGAAGCAGAACUGUUGGAGAACACAGCAGACGCAUCACCUCAGCAGGAUGAGCACACAACUAUUAUUGACCGAGGCUCGGGUUGCGAGGAGAGCAACCAGCUCCUCAAUGGCAGUGCUCAGAAGAACAUUCAGAGCCAGGUUCACAGGUGUGCUGACUCGGGGGGCAAGCCUGGCAAGGAACAGAAAUCUGAACCUUUACACUCGCCAACGUCUAAAAGGAAGCGGGUAAAAUUCACAACAUUCACUACCAUCCCACCUGACGAUGGCUGCCCUACUGUCAACUCAAUCCUAAGUAGUAAUGAUGAUGACAUUAAGUGGGUGUGCCAGGAUAUGGACCUGGAGGACUCCAAAGAGAUACGAAACUACAUGGAGAAGUUCAAAGACAAAGUGUAGCUCCUUGCUGGUUUGGUUUGGGUUUUUUUGUUUGUUUGUUUGUUUAACCACACCUUGAUGCCUUCAGUUCUACAGUAUAUAUUGGGACAGAAGAAAGGGUGGGGAAGCAAUCACCAGGAGAAAUGCUGAGGCAGUUUUUAUAAUCAGGGAAAGAAAUUUGCCAAACUGUCCAUGGUUUGUUUUUGCUUUUCAGUUUGUUUUGUUUUGCUUUCAGCAGCUGCUCUGCUACUGGUGGAUCUAGGAGGUGGAAUAUAAGUAGCAGAAAGGAACAAGGAAAUGGUUGACCAGUGUGAUGAACUGGGCAAGAUGAGGUAGUGAAGAUUUUUUUUAAUGGGUCAUUCAAAUAAUAAUAAUAAUGAUAGCCACGUUGCAAAGUACCAAAAAUACUUGUAAAAAGGCAAGUGAGAUUACAAGUGGAUGAAAAGAAAAAGCAAGAGACAGACAAUAACUUGUCUGUAUUUCUAAAUAAAGCAUCACAAUUCUGGACCUAUGACCCACGAGAAGACUUCUUAGAUUGGUACUCAAUCCAUUUCGUGUUAUUCCUUCAUUUGAAGUGAAGAUGUGUCCUUGAUAUUAUGUGUGGAGGAGGAAGAAAGUACUUGGUAUUUUUAUUUUUAGAGUUCUGUUUGUCUUGUAAGUUAAACCAGAAUGAUUUUCCCUCUUGUAUUUUUUUUCUUUUAAAUAUCUUGAACGCAGGAGAAUUUUCAAUUCACUAAGUUCACAGUGGACCAAGAAAGUUUUGUGUCUCUUAGCUAUAAAUGACCUCCUGUAAUGUGAAGAAUUCAGAGGCUAAGUAUUGACUAAUGAUUUCCACGUGGUCUCUCUUCUGAAAGCCUAAGCCUCCAUUGUUUCACUCUAGCUAGAAAUAAGUUCUAUCUGGGAGGAGUAUUCAUUUUACUUUCAGGUUUGGAUUGUUUAUUUAGUUGUUUUUUCUUGCAAGUUCCACAACCAAAGUUCCCAUCUUUCACCAAGGGAAGAAGGUGCUGUUUUAUGUUAGCUUUUAGAAGUAACAACCGAUGGGAGUGCCCCACUGGUGCAUUUGAAAUGCACCUGGAACUGAAACCAUCACAGGCCAAAUAUGUACAGCCUGGAUUUUGUUUUUUCUGCCAAGUCAAUUAAAUCACAAUUUUAUGCUGGAAUUUUCUGUUUCUUCUGCUGUCAUCAGCUCUCAUCAAGCUCAGAAAGUGAGAAGAAGAAUGGACAGAAAGACACUGAUUGUCCCCAGACUUUUAUGUCCUUGUACUGGGAGAGCUGGCCUCUGGACAGACUGUUGGGAGGGAAAUAUUACUGAAGCAAGGUGAAGAAAUGUCUGGAGCUAUUUUAUUAUUUUUUAUUAUUAUUAUUAUUAUUUUGGCCAUUGGACCAGCUAAGACUGAAAAAUUUAGACUAGAUUGCAAAGCCAAUAUUUCAAAUAAAUACAAAGCCAGUGAUAAAUCUGAAGCAAACGCAAACCAGAGGGAGAGAUUUCUUGUGUAAAGUGGCAGAACUGUGCCGACUCAAUGCCAGUUUGCACCCAUGGAGAACACAGACCCCAAGCUAUACGAUGAGGAAACCACUGUCAUCCAAAACCUUUUGUAGCUAAAAGGAAGAUGGUAUAUCCAGCCUUUUGGGAAGCAGUAUUAUGUCCUGACUGUUAGCCAGAAGCACUUGCAUUGUCCUGUCUUUACCAUGGUUUUUUUUCCCCUUUUCUCUCUCUUUUUUUUUUCCCUUUCUAUUUUUUUUAAUUAUUAAACUGCAUAGUUUGGGGUUUUUUUGGUUGUUUUUUUCUGUCACUUGGACAAAAUCAAUCCUGCCACCCAGUAACAUAGAUGGACAUUUUAACAAGAUAUGCCUAGUAUGCAUUGUAGACUGAAAGAAUGUAAUAUUUAUUUAUACAUGUUAUAUGAAUUGUAAUUAAAAUGCUUUACAUGGCUUGACAAA